AUGCACUUCUUCAAGACUAUCGUUCUGCUCCUUGCUCCCAUCGCACUUGCUGCGGAGACUGUCACCGCACCAGCCGUCACUGUCACCAAGACUAUGACCCUGGUUCCCUCGGGCUACACGACUCCUUGCCCAACUUCGACCUCGACCUCGACCCCGAUCUCGACUUCUACUCCUCUGCGCACUAGCACUCCUUACACCCCGAGUCCUAGCGCUACCCCUAGCUUCAGCUUCAGUGUCAAGCCCAGCUCCACCCCUCUGAUCAAGGCUACUUCCGCCCCCAUCGAGGCUGCUGAGCCUACCCAGGCUGGCUCCACCGAGGCUUCCCAGACCGCUGCCGCUUCUGCCGCCGCUUCAUCCCCUGCUACCGGUGCCGCCUCGCGCCAGCUUCCCGGUGCCGUCGCGGCGGGUGUUCUCGCUGUUGCCGGUCUGCUGAUGGUCUAA
Messenger RNA from Penicillium pulvis, 441 nucleotides. RefSeq names its product putative extracellular serine-rich protein. The transcript has a single exon. The record is from RefSeq and is a predicted model, not a curated record. Bases 1 to 441 code for a protein of 146 amino acids. NCBI's taxonomy places the organism in Eukaryota, Fungi, Ascomycota, Eurotiomycetes, Eurotiales, Aspergillaceae.